Messenger RNA from Olea europaea var. sylvestris, 2465 nucleotides. Its product is annotated as putative receptor-like protein kinase At4g00960. The coding region runs from base 34 to 2046 and encodes 670 amino acids. Gene Ontology annotation, biological process: protein phosphorylation. Lineage: Eukaryota; Viridiplantae; Streptophyta; Magnoliopsida; Lamiales; Oleaceae. The record is from RefSeq and is a predicted model, not a curated record. Gene Ontology annotation, molecular function: protein kinase activity; ATP binding. The transcript is spliced from 7 exons.
UUCGCCAUAUUAGAGAUAACACUGCAUACAACUAUGAGUUCUUGGAAAUGGCUUGCUUUCAUUUUCCUCAAUAUGACAUACCAUUUUGGUUACGUUAAAUCCCAGAAUUAUUUCUGUGGAUCGAAUGGUAAUUACACGAGUAAUAGCACUUACAGAGCUAACCUUAAUGCCCUUCUCUCCUCCAUCUCCUCUAAUAUGGAUUCCAAUGGAUUCUACUACACUUCCCUGGGAGAAAAUGCUGAUAGAGUCAAUGCCAUUGCACUCUGUAGAGGAGAUGUUCAGCUCGAUACAUGUCAAAGUUGUAUCAAUAAUGCCACGCGCUUAAUCUUACAAUUGUGUCCGUAUCAAAAACAAGCAUUUCAUUCGGCUCCUGAUGAUUUGUGUAUGUUACGCUACUCCAACGAAUCCAUAUUUGGAAAACUUGAAACUGAACCAAAGUUUUCUGGGUAUAGAAUUGACAAUGUCACAAGUAAGAGCGAGUUCAAUCAGGAUUUGAGAACAUUGUUGGACAAUCUACAGAGCACGGCUUACAGUGGUUCCUUAAAGAAGUUCGCUGCUGGAAACACGACUGGACCAGAUAUGUUGACAAUUUUUGGACUUGUGCAGUGCACCACUGAUUUAACCUCAAAGGAUUGUAGUACAUGCCUGACUGAGGUUACUGGAGUUAUAUCACAAUGCUGUAGUGGAAAACAAGGAUUCGGUAUCCUCACACCCAGCUGCAUUCUUCGUUAUGAAACCUAUCCAUUUUUUAAUGAUAUCCCUCGGCCAGCACCACCACCACCACAAGUGUCAGCUCCAGCGCCACAAAUACUGGUACCACCAGGAGAGGAUGAUAAUACAACUCGACCAAUUAUCAUUAAUACUAUUGUUCCAAUUGUUGCGGGCCUAAUACUUGCUCUUUUCAUUGGCAUCGUCAUAAGAAUGAGACGAAAGAGUAAACCACAAGAACAAUAUGAAACUGACAAUGAAAUUAGUACCGUUGAAUCCCUCCACUAUGAUUUUGGUACAAUUAGAGCUGCAACAAACAAUUUCUCUGAUGGUAACAAGCUUGGGCAAGGUGGAUUUGGUGUUGUUUACAAGGGAAUACUACCAAGUGGGCAAGAAAUAGCUGUGAAAAGAUUGUCCAUGAAUUCAGGGCAAGGUGACUUGGAAUUUAAAAAUGAGGUCUUGUUAAUGGCCAGGCUUCAACACAGGAAUCUAGUUAGGCUCUUGGGAUUCUCACUAGAAAGAAGCGAGAGGCUUCUUGUUUAUGAAUUUGUUGAGAAUGGGAGCCUUGACCGUUUCGUUUUUGAUCCAAGCAAGCACCAAUAUUUGGAUUGGGAGACACGCUACAAAAUCAUAGGGGGCAUUGCUAAGGGGGUUCUUUAUCUGCAUGAAGACUCUCGAUUGCGAAUCAUUCACCGUGAUCUCAAAGCAAGCAAUGUGUUAUUAGAUGGAGAGAUGAACCCCAUAUAUAUAUAUAUAUAUAUAAUAUAUAUUUAUGAAUGUGAUUGCUCACUGACUAUAUAUUUAAAAACUAACAAUUACAGUGGAUAUAUGGCACCUGAAUACGCAAUGCACGGACAAUUCUCUAGUAAAUCUGAUAUCUUCAGCUUUGGCGUCCUAGUUCUUGAAAUCAUAAGUGGCCAAAAAAUCAGCAGUUUCCAAAAUGGGGAGGAUGUGGAGGACCUCCUAAGUUGUGCUUGGAAAAAUUGGCACAAAGGAACAUCUAGACAUAUAAUAGAUCCAUCAUUGAGAUGUUCUGCUGGAUCCUUGCAUAACAUUAUGAGAUGCAUUCAUAUUGGUUUAUUAUGUGUUCAAGAAGAUGCAGCUGUUAGGCCUACAAUGGCAGCAAUAGUUCUUAUGCUCACGAGCCUCUCUAUAACUCUGCCGAUACCUUCACGGCCAGCAUUUUUUGUGUCUAGCAUAUUUGAUCCAAAAAUUUCAUUUCUUCAGGAACAAAAUUCAAGAUCAACAAAUGCCACAGAAUCAUCAAAGAACAGAUCAGGUAAUUCUACUGAUGCAUCUAUAAAUGAAGUCUCAAUGAGUGAUUUAUAUCCUCGAUAACUAAAAAUGAUUGACAUAUUCAUCAUUACAAGUUAUUUUCCAUAUACUUUUGUUUUUAUUGUUGAAUUAGAAUUGCCUUUAAGAACACUUGUCCUUGUUUCAUGAAUAAGCCUUCACAAUUCAAUAUUGUAAAGAUCGUUACUUCUUGUUUGUAAGUCAGCGGAAGUGUUAUAAGGUUCUAAUUGCACCAUAAGUGAAUUAAUAUAGUGAAAAUGUAUUGCUCAUGACGAAGAGCUUGGUAAUGAAGGACGUUGAUCAUUGGUUUAAAUUGAACCUCCACAAAUAUAUUGUUUGCAUAAUUUCUAACUUUGGCUUAUUGUUAUUUUGUUUAAACUUAUUAUUUGAUUGAUCUAUUUGUUCCUAACUUGCUUGAUAUUAGGUUUUGAAAAAGUUUUAUUCAAAUGUAGUUAAUCUCUCCA